Molecule: messenger RNA, 2076 nt
Organism: Nasonia vitripennis (jewel wasp)
Lineage: Eukaryota; Metazoa; Arthropoda; Insecta; Hymenoptera; Pteromalidae
Product: carboxylesterase clade B, member 4
Exons: 11
Coding region: 316-2016 (566 amino acids)
Source: RefSeq, a predicted model, not a curated record
AAUGCAUAUCUGGCUUACUUUUAUAAAGCUCAAGUAGUAUUGUGCUUCAAUAAAAAGCUGAGGGGCUUGUCUAUACAGACUGUCACGUUUUAGCACUUAAUAUAGUAGAGCAGCAGUAUAACCUUGCUGCUCUUUCUUACUAUUAGCAUAUGUUGCAUCGCUUACUUUGAAUGUUCAAAUAGUUUCACAUUGCAAAGAUGUCAAUUUUUUAGAGCAAGAAGACUAAUACAUAUAGUUCUAAAUAUGCUGUUACUAAGUUAUAAAUGUCAAUUAAGUUUAUACAUUUUUGUGGUGUGACUUAAAUUUCUUGUCAAUAUGUCAGGCAUAACGUUAGUAGUUUUGCUGCUUGCUUUAACUGUGCAUGGGGAGUCAGCAUUAACAUCUGUUGUGCGAACCAAUAAAGGGCCUGUUAGAGGAGAAAUUUUAACAACAGUGCAAAAUGAACUCGAGUUUGCAGCAUUCAAAGGUAUUCCAUAUGCCAAGCCACCAGUAGGCGAUUUGAGAUUCAAGCCUCCAGUAGAAAAAGAAGCAUGGGAAGAUGUAUUGAGUGUUACUACAGAAGGAAGUAUGUGCAUUCAAUAUAAUAGUACAGAUUCGACUGUAGUUGGUUCAGAAGAUUGUCUAUACAUUAAUGUAUUCACACCACACACACAAUUCGAUGAAUCUCUUUCUAAGCCUGUUAUGGUUUGGAUACACGGGGGAGCGUAUAGAACCGGUAAUUCAAAUGCCUCGUAUUAUGGACCUGAUUUUCUUCUCGAAGAAGAUGUGGUUGUAGUGUCCUUCAACUAUCGACUAGGGCCGCUUGGAUUUCUAAAUUUGAAUCACGAAAAUGCGUCUGGUAAUUACGCGUUAAAAGAUCAAAAUUUGGCUCUGAAAUGGGUCAAAGCAAACAUUGCUAACUUUGGCGGUAAUCUAGAUAAGAUAACAAUUUUUGGCCAAAGUGCUGGAUCUGUCGCUGUUGAUUUGCAUGUUCUCUCGGACAUGUCUGCUGGAUUAUUUAGUCAAUCUAUCUCCAUGAGUGGAGCGCCUUUAUGUUUGUACUGGGGUUUCCAAACUUCUUUGGAGGCAGAAAAAGCAGCUUUCUUACUCGGAUCGAAAUUAGGCACCAAUACGCUAAGCAAAGAUACUUUACUCAAAACUCUCGUCGAAGCUUCAGCUGUAGACAUUAUAAAUAAAACUAAUGAUAUUCCAUUGAUUCCAUUCAGACCCACGAUUGAAAGCACUGCAAUUGCUAAAAAGCAGCAAAAGUUCUUAACAGAAUGUUCGCUGAAGAAAUAUUCCAGUGGUAAUUACAACAAGGGGCCACAUAUGAUGGGUUUUACGUCAUCUGAAACCGUCGCUUUUGCUGGAAGUGCUAGUAAUUUGUUGGAUAUGGCUACUGCAGCAUUAACCUCUAUUAAAACAGCCACUCUUAAUAUCAACCUUCCUUUCAUAAGCGAGGUCGCUGCUAUGUCUACCGAUGCUAUUGCAAAUUUGACGGAAUCAGCAUUGUAUCAACUGAUUGACGAAACAUCGGAUUUGCUAUUUGUUACUGGAAUCGAUUCAAAACAACAGCUGCUCCGACUUCAUAACAAAUACCCAAUUUAUUAUUAUAGAUUUUCAUUCAAUUCAAAUUAUUCUGCCCAUAGGACUGACGGUGUUGAUCUCGAUGGUGUUGGUCACGAAGAUGAAUUACCCUAUGUAUUCUAUAGGCCACAAGUAGAGCUUCCUUUGGAUCAACCAGAGAUCGAACUUACGAGAAGGAGGAUGGUACGACUAUGGACUAACUUUGCUAAAUAUGGAAAUCCAACUCCCGAUGGCAGACGCGACCGCGAAUUGGGCGUAACAUGGCCAGAUUCUGGACUUCUAGGAAGACAUUUAGAAAUAAACAAAGAUCUCGCAGUCGGAUUACGCCCUACAGAUGUUUCAGUGAAGGCUUACGAAGUAGCGGGACUUGGAGCAUCUCCUAUAUUAAAUGACUGUUCCAAAAAUAUCAUUUCUGGCGCGAUCGAUGGAAUAACGAAUAUAUUUGGUUAGCGAUAAUACGUUUCACUUGUAAAUAAAAAUAUAUUCUAGAACACUCUUUUUCUUUUCAAA